Perca fluviatilis (European perch) is the source of this 573-nucleotide messenger RNA. RefSeq names its product dynein light chain Tctex-type 1b (gene dynlt1b). Lineage: Eukaryota; Metazoa; Chordata; Actinopteri; Perciformes; Percidae. Gene Ontology annotation, molecular function: dynein intermediate chain binding. The transcript is spliced from 5 exons. The coding region runs from base 83 to 424 and encodes 113 amino acids. Gene Ontology annotation, cellular component: cytoplasm; cytoplasmic dynein complex. The record is from RefSeq and is a predicted model, not a curated record. Gene Ontology annotation, biological process: microtubule-based movement.
UUAUUCUGAAGAAAAACGACCGGAAGUCUUAUUCCAGGGUAACUUUCCCAUCGGAGGCUAAGAUCUAUGGGAGGCAGUAGCAAUGGACGAGUAUCAGACAGAAGAGGAGACUGCGUUUGUCGUUGAAGAAGUGAGCAAAAUCAUAAAAGAGUCAGUAGAAGCAGCCAUAGGAGGAAAUGCCUACCAGCACAGCAGAGUUAACCAGUGGAGCACCAGUGUAGUGGAGCAGUGCCUCAGUCAACUCAGCAAGCUGGGAAAGCCUUUCAAAUAUAUUGUAACGUGUAUCAUCAUGCAGAAAAAUGGAGCAGGUCUGCAAACAGCCAGCACAUGCUUCUGGGACAACUCAAGUGAUGGAAGCUGUGCCGUGAGAUGGGAGAACAAGUCCAUGUACUGUAUCGUCAAUGUUUUUGGACUGGCCCUCUGAACCAACUACAAUGUACCUGAAGUGUUUGCAAUAUUUUGGAUUUUGUGUAUUUUCCAGAACCAGCAUGUUAUGUUUGGUCAUGGUGUCUAUAUUUGAAUACAUAUUGUUUUUAUAGUAAGUGCAAUUAAUUAAAACAAUACUGUGCUUUA